AUGCUUAUUUUCUUUCAUUUUCUUGAAAAAACAAGCCCAUUAAGACGUUUACAAAAUCAUUUACUUAUGUAUUUAUUAAUCUUUGCUACAUGUACUAUUAUUAUUGAAUUCCCUAAUACACAAAAGUUCCUUUGGUCAGGUUCUGCUACUAUUCACACACAUUGGUUUUGUCAUGUUUGGAAUAUACUAUUUACUUCUAUGGCUACACUUAAUCGUGUACUAACAGCAUUAUUAUCAAUUGAACGUAAUUUACUUGUAUUUCAUCCUCAACUUUAUCGUACUCGUCGUUCACGUUUUUUAUUUCAUUACAGUCCUCUCAUCUGUAUUAUAUCAAUCAUUAUAAUCUAUAUAGUAGUCGUAACUAUUUUCGUGACAUGUCCAUAUCAUUCAUUCAAUUAUUCAAUUUUUAUGUGUGGUUUUACAUGUUCAAUGAUAGUAGAACUUUUUGGUACACUUUAUAUAUGGCUUUAUGUUUUUACGCCUACAAUGCUGACGAUUAUUGCUUGUAUAUUAUUACCUAUUCGAUUUAUCAUUCAGAAACGACAUUUUCAACGUAUACGAUGGUAUCGUGCACGAAAAAUGAUUAUUCAAACAAGUCUUAUUGCUAGUGCAUAUACAAUUUGUUGGUUACCAUAUACAAUUAUUCUUCAAUUACUUAUCAAUAGACGUGUAUCUAUAUUUCAUCCAAUUAUAAAUUCAUUUCUCACGUUUACACCAUAUGUAACUUCAUUAUUAACACCAUUCAUUGUUCUUCAUGCAGUAUCGGGAUGGAUGAAGCCUGUAAUAAUACAAAAAAUUAAACGUUGCUUUUUUCCACAACGUCAAGGAAUCGUUCAACCAAUUAGUAACUUAGUAGUUAAGCAAGCAAAUAAUUUAAUGAUUGACACGCAUAAUCUGACUGAACAUUAA
Molecule: messenger RNA, 909 nt
Organism: Rotaria sp. Silwood2
Lineage: Eukaryota; Metazoa; Rotifera; Eurotatoria; Philodinida; Philodinidae
Source: the annotation of a GenBank genome assembly